AUGGUGUUGAAGGUGAUGUGUGGACAUCACAACCAUGAGUUGGCUGAAACUUUAGUUGGACAUCCUUAUGCUGGCAGGUUAAAUAUGAGUGAGCAGUCAUUACUUGUUGAUAUGACAAAGAGUAAAGUUACACCUGAAAAUAUUUUAUUAACCCUCAAACAAAAUCAUGAUCGAAAUGUCACAACGAUUAAACAAAUCUACAAUGCAAGGCAAGCGUAUAAACGAUCAUUGAGAGGGUCCAGAACUGAACUACAACAACUUAUGAUGUUGUUGGACCGGGAUAAGUACAUUCAUUGGAGUAGGUGUGCCGACGAUUUAGAGGUUGUUACUGACCUAUUUUGGACACAUCCUAAAGCGGUGAAAUUGUUAAACUCAUUUAAUGUUGUAUUUUUGAUGGAUUUCACAUAUAAAACAAACAGAUAUAGACUUCCAUUGCUUGAGAUUGUGGGCGUGACGUCUACAGGGUUAAACUUCUCUUCAACAUUUGCUUUCUUGUCUACUAAACGAAAGAUUAAUUUCACAUGGGUUUUGGAAAAGCUGAAAGGUUUAUUUUUAACAUCUAAGGGUGGUCCUAAAGUCAUUGUGACUGACCGAGACUUGGCUUUGAUGAAUGUCAUUGCAAAUGUAUUUCCUGAGUCAUAUCAGAUGCUUGAGUCUGGUCAUUGGAGUCUGAAGAAAGUUCUGGGCAAUAGUAUGGAUGAUUUGUGUUCUUGUUGGGAUAGUAUUCAUAACGUCGUUAUCCUACAACACAACAAGAUUAAGGCGUCAUUUGAAAGAAGUCUAUUGCUCACGAGUGACCCUUUUAAAGGAUACAUAUAUAAAAAACUUAUUGGGUGUGUCUCUCGAUAUGCAUUGGAUCUCAUUGUUAAGGAAUUGGAAAGAGUGCAGCAGAUAGGAUUGGACUCAUCAAAGUGUGGAUGCGUAUUGAGACGUACAUUUGGUGUCCCCUAUGCAUGUGAAUUAGCACGCUAUGAUGUUGGAUUGAUCCCUCUGGGUGAAUUUCAUAUCAUGUGGCGAAGAUUGCAUUUCUCAAAUGUUGAAUUAAAUGAAACCGAGCUCGAGUUAUCCAUUAAAGAUGAGUUGAAACAAGUAGAAGAACGAUUCAAUGAGGUUGACAUUGGAGGUAAAGUCAUCAUCAAGCAGAAUUUACUUGAAAUUACUUGUCCUACAUUGACAUCAAUGGUCCCUCCAUUACAUAAAGUCAAGACAAAGGGUGCCCAAAAAAGUAAAGUUCAACGAAGAGAAAGGUCUACUACGCGGGAUCCAUCAUAUUUUGAGUAUGUCGAUGCCUUUCAUUCAACCAUAGAAUCUUCAACUGUGAAAAGUAAAUUACAAUCAAAGCCAAAUGUAGUGAAGAAAAGAGAGUUCCAAUGA
Molecule: messenger RNA, 1374 nt
Organism: Vigna umbellata (rice bean)
Lineage: Eukaryota; Viridiplantae; Streptophyta; Magnoliopsida; Fabales; Fabaceae
Source: RefSeq, a predicted model, not a curated record